AUGCAUCGGCCCUCGUACGUCAAUGCCAUACUCAUACAAUCUCGUGGACGCCGGUUAGCUGUACCUUGUACACGUUGCCGCAGUGGACAAGGUAGACUGGUGUUUCCCGAAUGUCGCCAGGUACCAGGUGCAUUUGGCGGAGCUUGCGCCAACUGCAAAUGGCCUGACAAAGCAAGUCAGUGCUCUGUACGAGAUGAGUUUUGGCAUUCUCUCGAUGGUUUAAGAGAAGGUUCCCGAAUGGGGGGUGGCGGCCGGCAUACACGGAGUCUCGGUUCCUCUCAGGAUAAUCCAAUCAAUGUUGACGCAGAGAUCAUUGAUUUGGACGAGCCAAUCAACUUGGAUCCUGAAGAAGGUGACCAUCCUAAUGAUCCAAUCAACUUGGAUCCAGAGGAAAAUGAAGAAUGGCCUGAAAUUGAAUAG
Molecule: messenger RNA, 420 nt
Organism: Aspergillus oryzae RIB40
Lineage: Eukaryota; Fungi; Ascomycota; Eurotiomycetes; Eurotiales; Aspergillaceae
Product: DUF3716 domain-containing protein
Exons: 1
Coding region: 1-420 (139 amino acids)
Source: RefSeq, a predicted model, not a curated record